Labrus mixtus (cuckoo wrasse) is the source of this 2207-nucleotide messenger RNA. Its product is annotated as zona pellucida sperm-binding protein 4-like. Gene Ontology annotation, biological process: binding of sperm to zona pellucida; prevention of polyspermy. The transcript has 8 exons. Bases 618 to 2126 code for a protein of 502 amino acids. The record is from RefSeq and is a predicted model, not a curated record. Lineage: Eukaryota; Metazoa; Chordata; Actinopteri; Labriformes; Labridae. Gene Ontology annotation, cellular component: egg coat. Gene Ontology annotation, molecular function: acrosin binding; structural constituent of egg coat.
UUUUGGAGGAGGCGUUUGGAGUUGGGACUGCUGUGCGGCUCAGUCAGGGAUUGUCUGUUGUCUUUUGUUAAGUUACUUUCUAAUUUGAUCUUUGUUAUCUUUAAGUUUAAGUAAUUGUAAUAAAUCCCUUUGUUUUGACUUUUGUUAAGGUGUUUAGUGUCUUUUAAUGAUGGCAAAUGAUUGCAUCUUAUCUUACAAAUUCACGGUAAAAAAACAAAAACACAGUUAAUUACAAAUAGAGUCUACGGCCAUAGUGACCUUUAGAAGAGUGACUGUGACCCAAAUGUUUUACAUGUCAAUAUUUACUUAAGAGGCAAAAUGUCAUCCAAACCAGUGAUCAGGAAGGAGACAUGUUCCAGCCCCUCCUUUUACCAACACAGCUGAUGAGUUGUGAGCUUUAUCAAAAGAGAUGUUGAAUCAUUUGCCCUGAUAAUGUAAAAAAAAAAACAUAUUGCGCAAUAAUACCCUGAAGCUUUUGAGUGGCUAUAGAAAAGACAGGGAGCUGUGAUUGGUAGUUGUGUGGCCUCAGAGGUUUUUUUUUCAGACCUUGUCACAUAUAAAUUUGUCAGUACAAGUGAUAUACCAGGGAACUUUCCGGACCAAACUGCUGUUAAACCAUGGCCAAGCGCUGGAGUGCCGCUUCUUUUGUGGCUCUAGCACUGCUUGGGUAUUUAGUUGGGACUGAAGUUGACGCUCAGGGCUUACCGUGGCUGAAAAAGGGCCCUCCACCUCCUCAAUAUCCUCCAUUUCAACAGGUCCCACCUUCACCGCCAAAGAUUCCUCAAUAUCCUCCAUUUCAACAGGUCCCACCUUCACCGCCAAAGAUUCCUCAAAAUCCUCCAUUUCAACAGGUCCCACUUCCACCGCCCAAGACUCCUCAUAAUCCUCCAUUUCAACAGGUCCCAGCUUCACCGCCCAAGACUCCUCAAAAUCCUCCAUUUCAACAGGUCCCACCUUCACCGCCAAAGACUCCUCAAAAUUCAUAUCGUCAACACGAUCAAGCCUCCCAAAAUCCACAGUUCCCUCAACCAAAGCAACCGCAGAAUGCAGUGCCACAGACACCUGUCAUCCAGAGUUGUGAAGUUGAGGAAAGAUUGAGAAUCCCAUGCGGAGUUUCUGACUGCUCUGCUGCUGACUGUGAAGCCAUAAACUGCUGCUUUGAUGGGCAAACGUGCUACUUUGGAAAGGCAGUGACUGUCCAGUGUACCAAGAAUGCCCAGUUCAUUGUGGUAGUGGCGAGAGAUGCCACUCUGCCCAAUAUCGAUCUUGAGUCAAUUUCACUGAUGGGAGAAGGUCGAGACUGUACACAUGUUGCCUCUAACUCUGGCUUUGCCAUCUACCAAUUUCCUGUCACUGCCUGUGGCUCUUUUGUUAUGGAGGAGCCUGGGGUCAUAAUCUAUGAGAACAGGAUGUCUUCCUCAUUUGAAGUUGAAGUUGGGCCUCGGGGGGGCAUUACCAGAGACAGCAGCUAUGAGUACACUGCCACUUCUGUGGAAACUCUGGUUGUUCAAGUAUUACCAUUAGAUAAUCCUCCUCUAUCAGUUGCGGCUUUUGGACCUAUCAGAGUACACCUGAGGUUGGCAAAUGGACAAUGCAACUCAAAGGGUUGUAAUGAAGCGGAUGUGGCCUACAGCUCUUACUAUACAGAGGCAGACUAUCCUGUGACUACAGUACUGAGGAACCCUGUGUACGUGGAGGUUCAACUUCUUGAAAAGACGGAUCCUAACCUUGUCCUGACUCUUGGACGCUGUUGGACAACCACAAGCCCCAACCCCCACAGUCUGCCCCAAUGGGACAUUCUGAUAGAUGGUUGUCCAAACAGGGAUGAUAACUACUUGUCAUCACUGGUUCCAGUUGGUCCCCAUUCAGGUGUGGAUUUCCCAAGUCACUACAGGCGUUUCAUUUUCAAAAUGUUUACCUUCGUGAACAAAGAGUCAAUGGAACAACUGAGGGAACAGGUGUACAUACACUGCAGUACAGCUGUUUGCACUCCUGCUCAACGCAACUCAUGCGAACCGUCGUGCUUCAGAAAAAAGAGAGAUGUCAAGGCUGUGGAUCAGGCGACAGCUGGGCCAAAGGUCGUGGUUUCUGCCGGACCUGUGAGCUUUUCCCGAGAUGUGCAGUAAACCGCAGAGUGUCGCGGUCAAUAACAUGGCAGAAAACAUUAAGUAAAAUCACUGAAGCAAUAAAUAACAUUGUUGAGCUAU